This is a messenger RNA of Penicillium atrosanguineum, 960 nucleotides long. RefSeq names its product BAR domain-containing protein. Gene Ontology annotation, molecular function: protein binding. NCBI's taxonomy places the organism in Eukaryota, Fungi, Ascomycota, Eurotiomycetes, Eurotiales, Aspergillaceae. The coding region runs from base 1 to 960 and encodes 319 amino acids. The record is from RefSeq and is a predicted model, not a curated record. Gene Ontology annotation, cellular component: cytoplasm. The transcript has 5 exons.
AUGGAUCGAGUGCAGGCAUUCGCCCCCACAUCGCCCGUUCUCGACCGUAAUCAGUGUGCUGACUUCGUCCUGUCUCUUAUUUCUACUAGCGCUAGCUUCACGCCUUUCGCGCAGCGCACCCAGCAGUUGAUCAAAGAGCAACUGGGCCAGGCCGAAGACAAGACACAGCUCCCCGAUGAGUACAUCGAGCUCGAGAAGCGCGUCGAUGCGCUGAAGCUUGUCCACCAGAAGCUCCUGUCGGUGACCUCUCAAUACUCCAACGAAGCCUACGAUUACCCUCCCAACAUCCGCGAGUCCUUCAAUGAUCUGGGUCGCACGAUCAACGAGAAGGUCAGCCUGCUCUCGCAGGCUGGUUCGCCCGCGGAAGCCCAGGCUGCGCUGACCGCACCUCCUUCCGCUAAGCCCCAGCCUAAGACGUUCAACCAUGCGAUCGCCCGCGCCUCGCUCGCCGGCUCCCAGACCCUGGUGCAGAGCACCGAGGGCGAGGACCCGCUCGCCACCGCGCUGGAGAAGUACGCCCUGUCCGAGGAGAAGGUCGGCGAGGCCCGUCUGGCCCAGGAUGCCCAGAUCCAGUCACGCUUCCUGGCUGGCUGGAACACCACCCUGAACACCAACUUGAUGUUCGCCGCCAAGGCCCGCAAGAACGUGGAGAACGCCCGUCUUACUCUGGACUCGGUCAAGGCUGCUAAGAAGGCUGCCGCCCGGGGCGACCUGGACAACUUGAGCGAGGAUGCCCGUGCCGAGAUUGAGCAGGCGGAGGAUGAAUUCGUCGGCCAGACUGAGGAGGCCGUGAGCGUGAUGAAGAACGUCCUUGAUACUCCCGAGCCCCUGCGCAACUUGGCCGAUCUGAUUGCCGCCCAGCUAGAGUUCCACAAGAAGGCUUACGAGAUCCUCAGCGAGCUCGCCCCUACCGUGGAUGCUCUGCAGGCCAGCUACCGCAAGAGCCGUGAGGGUGCGUAA